Caenorhabditis remanei is the source of this 735-nucleotide messenger RNA. RefSeq lists its product as uncharacterized. NCBI's taxonomy places the organism in Eukaryota, Metazoa, Nematoda, Chromadorea, Rhabditida, Rhabditidae. The transcript is spliced from 4 exons. Bases 1 to 735 code for a protein of 244 amino acids. The record is from RefSeq and is a predicted model, not a curated record. Gene Ontology annotation, molecular function: DNA-binding transcription factor activity, RNA polymerase II-specific; RNA polymerase II transcription regulatory region sequence-specific DNA binding. Gene Ontology annotation, biological process: anatomical structure development; regulation of cell population proliferation; regulation of transcription by RNA polymerase II. Gene Ontology annotation, cellular component: nucleus.
AUGGAGUUGCCAGAAGGGUUCACCGACAAAAGUGACAUUUGCAUCGAUGAGAUUCCUUCUGGAUUUGAGAAGGAAGAUCCACAACAGGAUCAUUUCAGUCUGGUUCAAGGACGGACUUCGACAAGUCAUAAACCAGUUUUCUAUCAUGUUACAACAGACGAGGUCAACAGAAGAAUCAACGGAAUCGAAAAGCUGAAUAGCUCCAGCAUGGCGUGCAACCUGAAAAAGUCAAAAGUCAAAAACGGCGGAGAGAUUCUACGCAAGAAACUUGAAGAACGUGGUGUUGAAGUUAAUCUGAACAAAAGACAGAAUGUGACGCCCAACACCAUCAUUCCGUUGACAGAGGCCGAAGCUGUUCAUUUUGGGAAAGAUUUGGGCAAAUCUAUUGACGAAGCCUAUCCACGCGAUGAACUGGCUGAAGAGUUUGCCAGUGAGGCGCUAAGCAAUGAUAGUGCCCAAUUAGAAAGUUUAGUGGAACUGGAUGCGUUCAGGGAGUGCAUGGCGUCACUUAAGAACGUGUUUUCAUCAGUCGUCCCACCGUGCACCGGACUCCGCCCAAAGGCCUCGAACAAUGUCGACUUGAAUUUAGAUAUGGAGAGGUUCUCUCAAGCAACUCAUGGAAUGGGAAUCAUCACAAACCACUUGUGGCUUCAGGAAUUGACGACACUGGGAACCGAUAUGGCAAAAGAGAUCAAAGAAAAAGUGGAGAGCAAGAAGGAAAAUAAUGCGAAAUAA